Molecule: messenger RNA, 468 nt
Organism: Hibiscus syriacus
Lineage: Eukaryota; Viridiplantae; Streptophyta; Magnoliopsida; Malvales; Malvaceae
Exons: 1
Coding region: 1-468 (155 amino acids)
Source: RefSeq, a predicted model, not a curated record
AUGUCACCGUUCAAGUUGGUGAAUGGGAAGGCCUUCUAUAUCUCUAUCGAGCUAGAACAUAAAGCGCAUUGGGCCAUUAAGAGGUUAAAUUUCGAUGCUCAAUCAGCUGGAGAGCAAAGAUUAUUGGAACUCAAUGAGAUAGAAGAGUUUAGGGCACAAGCUUAUGUGAAUGCCAGGAUAUUCAAGGAAAAGACUAAAAAGUGGCACAACCAAAAGAUGAUGCCAUGCCAUUUUCAUGUUGGCCAACAAGUGUUACUUUACAAUUCCAUACUUAAGCUCUUCCCUGGAAAGCACAAAUCUAGAUGGUUUGGACCUUUUGAGGUGCAUCAUAUCUAUCCCCAUGGAGCUUUUGAUAUAAAAAAUGUUGACGAUGGGACGAUAUUUAAGGUCAAUGGUCAGCGGCUGAAAGUUUACAAUGGAGUUCCAAUGUUGUGUGACAAGUCGAUGUUAUACCUGCACGACGUCUGA